CACCAAUUAUAAAUCAUUCAUCGGAUCAUACGAUCUCGGACCGAAAAAUACCCCAGGAGAUCGGAUGGUACCUUUGAGAUGUUCUCAUAUGGCCGUUACAUGACGACAACCGAAACUGACCAAACCCUCCUUGCCUUGCCUUUGCUUUUUCGAAGCGUCUCUCAUGAUUCAUGAACUUUACAAACUCAAUACCAAUCAACCAGCCACGGCCCGCAGCUGGCGGUGUGCCAAUCCAGUGCGUCCUGGACAAAACACGUUCUGGAGGGCGGGAUGCAGGACAUCCCUGCCUACCAAAAGCCAUGGGACUUGGGAGUUCAGCAUGGGAAUUGGCAGAAAACUGAUAGCUUUAUCGGCUCGAAAGUCGAAAAUCCAUUGGACGCGGAAUUUCCCUGGUCUCGAUCCUUCGGCGGACAUCUCCGCCUUUAUCAAACGGAGUUGAGGCUCGGUUCUGAGCCCAGUCGCUGCGACUUGUGCGAGACAUUGCAGUGCUUUCCGGCCUCCGCGAUAUCUCGGUUGGUGUCUCAGAUACUUAACAUGUACCCCAAAUUACUGCAAUUUUUCAUGGCAAGGGGCCAUUUUUCCUGUGAACAGGCGGGGCAACUGCAAAGGGAGCUCUUUCUCUCGCUGCUUUUUUAUGCGACCCCACCCCGCAUUCAGACGGGUGCUUGGCAAAGAAAGGCUCGGCCAAUAAGUAGAACAGACGCCUCGACUCGACUCGACGGAACUGAUGCGAUAAGGUUGAUUACCGCAUUAGGCAAUGAAUGGCAGAACUAGCAGUGGGAACUGGGAACCUUUGGAUUUUGAUAUUGGGCUCAAAGCACUACCUAAUAGCG
Molecule: messenger RNA, 833 nt
Organism: Eremomyces bilateralis CBS 781.70
Lineage: Eukaryota; Fungi; Ascomycota; Dothideomycetes; Eremomycetales; Eremomycetaceae
Exons: 1
Coding region: 271-774 (167 amino acids)
Source: RefSeq, a predicted model, not a curated record